Guillardia theta CCMP2712 is the source of this 1296-nucleotide messenger RNA. RefSeq lists its product as hypothetical. The transcript is spliced from 2 exons. NCBI's taxonomy places the organism in Eukaryota, Cryptophyceae, Pyrenomonadales, Geminigeraceae. The record is from RefSeq and is a predicted model, not a curated record. Bases 1 to 1296 code for a protein of 431 amino acids.
AUGCUCGUGAAGCUCUUCAUUCUCGCCUCUCUCCUUCUGGCGUCAAGCUGCGAGGAGGACAGCUCUAGUUCUGGUUACUCCGGUGGAAACGUGGCUGUGAAGGCGGGUAGUCUCGCUGGCUACGUUCCAGUGUCUGAUGUCAAAGAGCACUCAGAGAUUGACCUGGACUUGCGAGGAAUCGAAUUGGCAAAGAAUGACUGGACAGCAGCCAAGAAAAUUUACACUGAAGGUGGAGGGUCGAUGAAGUCGUCAGAUCCUGUCAAGUACAGAACCUUGCAAGACAUGGCAAACAUCUACAAAGAUCCUUCUAGCACCUUCCCGCGGUCUGAACCCUUUGCGAAGAUGGCACACGCCUUCUGGCAAACGUGGACUUUCGCGGACGACCACAUGCGAGCAGUUCUGGACGGCAAGGACGAAGUCAAGUACGGCACUUAUGCCACUGGAGAUCUCGCCAAGACAGACAGCGCCCGAUCGCAGAUGACAAAGAAGUUGGCUCAGUACACCAUCGACUGGCUCUACGUCCUGCACGAGAUCGAAGGAGCUCUGGCUGGCUACAACGACGUCAGUCUGGGUAACUCAAGGUUCGAGGCCAACGGAGCAGCUCACACGCUAGACGAGGCAUGGGCCUUCUAUGUCGGCAGCCUAGAGGAUGGGAGCCAAGAGGACGGCGAGGUGGACGGCCAGGGCCUCGGCUACGCUCCGUACAUGCUAGCGGAGAAGAUGUCGAAGGACUUCAAGACCUACGGGUACAUCAUCGGCAAUGGCGGAUCGUCGCGAGUCAACUGGGAGCUCAUGUACCAGUUCACCGCUGCGCAGCGAUACCUUCAGACUCCUGACAAAGCUGCUGAGGUGGCGGAAUCGUUCAAGUGCAUCAGAGCUCAACUGAUGGUUCCUGUCGUUCAAGCUUGCAUCGUGUACUCGUAUGAGGCCUCCUCCGCAGACAUAACUUCAGACUCCAACCUCGCCAAGAUCAAGGCAGAGGCCUGGGCCUUCUGUGCCGCUGCGCUCCCCUGGUUGCAUGACGUGGAUCCCACAGCCGCCGCCAAGGUGAAGGAGGAAGUCAUUAUCUCCAAUGCCAAACGCCCCAACUGGUCAGUCGUGAAGGAGUCGUUCAGCGGGAAAAAUCUCAACAAGAUGGGCAUUAAGUGUGACGACAUUGGCUCGCUGGAUGAAGCUUACCCCAAUGCCAAGUUUGACAAGUGCAGCGAUGACAAGUCGCUGUUCACUAGCAGCUACGCCCGAUCUGAUGUGUGUGGGAAUGUGAAGAUGCCGAAGCAACGCUCUGUUGGUUCAUAA